CCACUCAAUACGCGCAACAAUACUGCUAAAGUAAAAGUAUCUGAACUUGCAGACCUUGACAUUAGCGUUGAAACUCAUGUAAAGCGUCCAGUCGCGGACCUUAACCAGCUUACUAUGUUCCACCUGAAUGUGUGUGUUCAAGAGCUACUUUAUGGCGAGCCCACAAACCAUAGUAAAUGUUGAUUAGGACUCCUGACCGGAAACCAGCCAGAAGUACAUUUUACUCGUUCAGGUUUUAUGAACGGAAUGCAUUCAAAAGAAUUUAUGCAGACACCUCCGUCUACACCAGUUGGAGUUCGGGAGUGCGGGGCCUUUGAAGAUGAGCAACAGGCUCCUUGUCCUUCUGGACGACCAAUUGACCACUACACGCCGCCAGAGCACAAGCUCAGCAAGAGAGAGCUGGCUAACCGGCUUAUCUACGCUGAAGCUAAGCGAUGGUCCCUGGCGCAUAAAAGGGUGCCGGCACCGCUGCCCCUACCGCUCGGCACGGAGCGUUGCAUUCGGCAGUGGUUCCAACUGGUGGACGAUAAUGGAUCGGGACGUCUGGAUGCCCAAGAGCUGGAGUUUGCCCUCCAGGCAUCGGGCAUUCCAGCGGACACUGAGGCCAUCAAGGAAAUCAUCCAAAUGUUUGACUUUGACCACGACGGAGAGAUCAACUGGCGCGAGUUCCACCACUUCCUCGUGAACGAGAUGAUGGCGGACCGGGACCCGCUGGGACCCGACUACCUGCUGCCAUCGGGCACGUCCUUACCGUUUGGCAGUAUGAUUGGAGUCAUCCGGCGGCGCAAGAUGCUGAGCGAUGUGGAGCGGGGCGGCAUAGCGCGGAGCUUCUGGGUCGUGCAGGGACCGGACUUCCUGCGGGGCCUGCUGGGGGCUGAGAGCUACGCCCUGCAGCGGGACGAAAACGGUCGCGACCUGAUGCAGCGCAUCCAGGAGAUCAAGCCGCCCACCAGCUGGGAGGCGAGUCCGGAGGCGCUCGAGGAGCACAAGAAGCGCAUUGAUCGACUGAAGCUCUUCCUGGAGAGGACCUCUAGCUGCGGAGGAGGAGACUCGGAGGAGGAGGAGGAGGAUGACGAGGGGUCGGACGACCAACGGCGCUCGAGGAGUGGCGGUCGGUGCUCUGUUACUGGGGGCGGCAGUGGAAAGACCCAUGGGUCGGUUUGCGGGUCGCGGCGGAGCAGCAUGGCGGGAGGGCCUGCUAGUACGACUCAGCGCCGCCGGCGGAGUAGCAGCGUCACUGGAGAG
This is a messenger RNA of Astrephomene gubernaculifera, 1245 nucleotides long. NCBI's taxonomy places the organism in Eukaryota, Viridiplantae, Chlorophyta, Chlorophyceae, Chlamydomonadales, Astrephomenaceae. The record is from the annotation of a GenBank genome assembly.